Poeciliopsis prolifica (blackstripe livebearer) is the source of this 3781-nucleotide messenger RNA. It is a transcript of the gene hhipl1, whose product is annotated as HHIP-like 1. Gene Ontology annotation, cellular component: membrane. NCBI's taxonomy places the organism in Eukaryota, Metazoa, Chordata, Actinopteri, Cyprinodontiformes, Poeciliidae. Bases 49 to 2463 code for a protein of 804 amino acids. The record is from RefSeq and is a predicted model, not a curated record. The transcript is spliced from 9 exons.
GAAGCCAGAGCUGCUCUCCCCUCGUCAGUCUUUCCUCCGCUCACCAUCAUGCUGCAGAGUUCUGCUGGAACUCUGGGCCGACCAGGCUUCUGGCUGCAGGUCAUUGUGUGUAUCCUGUUGUUUUGUGUGACACCUGGAGCUCUUCACCCCCAGUGUUUGGAUUUUAAGCCGCCUUUCCGUCCAGACACAGAUCUGGAGUUCUGCAUCAUGUACCGAGAGUUUGGUUGUUGCGAUGGCCAGAAGGACCAGGAACUCAUGGCUAGAUAUUACCGGAUCAUGGAAAACUUGACUGAGAGGGGCCAUAAGAACUGUGCAGGCUUCGUGUUGGAGCUGCUCUGCCAGGAGUGUUCACCGUUUGCAGCUCACCUGUUUGAUGCUGAGGAUCCCACCACCCCACUCCGGACCAUCCCAGGCCUCUGCCCCGACUACUGCUCCCAGUUCUGGAACCAGUGCCACCCAAUCAUACCGUUCCUGUCCGAUCACCCACCUUUAAAUCAGGCCAAAGACGAUCAGAAUCGUUUCUGCAAACUUCUACAGCUGGAUGAUGCUGAUUACUGUUAUCCUAACUUACUCAGCAAUCAUAAGCUGAACCAGAACCUGGGCCGGGUUCAGAAAGAUUCUGAUGGUUGUCUGCAACUAUGUCUGGAAGAGGUGGCAAAUGGUUUGAGGAACCCUCUGGCUAUGGUUCACGCCAAUGAUGGUACACAUCGGUUCUUUGUUGCAGAGCAGGUGGGGCUGGUAUGGACUUACCUCCCUGACCGAUCCAAGCUGGAGAAGCCAUUUCUGAACAUCACCAAGGCUGUGCUGACAUCAUCGUGGGAGGGAGAUGAGAGAGGCUUCCUUGGAAUCACGUUUCAUCCCAAAUACAAAUACAAUGGCAAAGUGUAUGUGUACUACUCAGUGGAGGUUGGCUUUGAUGAGAGAAUAAGGAUAAGUGAGUUCAAGGUGUCGACCAAUGACAUGAAUCUGGUGGACCACACGUCAGAGCGAGUAAUUCUGGAGAUCGAUGAACCAGCGUCCAAUCAUAAUGGAGGGAUGCUGCUCUUUGGAGAUGAUGGCUACCUGUACAUUUUCACAGGAGAUGGUGGAAUGGCAGGAGAUCCAUUUGGAAAGUAUGGGAAUUCCCAGAACAAGUCUGUCCUGUUGGGUAAAGUUCUUCGAAUUGAUGUGGAUAACAACGAGAAAGGUCCGCUGUACAGAAUUCCCUCAGACAACCCAUUCAUCCAUGAGCCUGGCGCACGCCCAGAGGUAUACGCUUACGGGGUCCGUAACAUGUGGAGGUGCUCGGUGGACCGGGGAGAUCCACAAACCAAAGAGGGGAAGGGUCGGAUCUUCUGCGGGGAUGUCGGCCAGAACAAGUAUGAAGAAGUUGACAUCAUCGAGAAAGGUUGUAACUAUGGCUGGAGAGCAAAAGAGGGAUUCUCCUGCUAUGAUAAGAAGCUGUGCACCAACAGCUCACUAAAUGACGUGCUGCCCAUUUACGCCUACCCUCAUAAGAAGGGCAAGUCGGUGACAGGAGGAUACGUGUACCGUGGCUGUGAACACCCCAACCUCAACGGCAUGUACAUAUUUGGAGACUUCAUGAGUGGGCGUCUGAUGAGCCUAAAGGAGACAAACUCUGGAGAGUGGAAGUAUCAUGAAAUCUGCAUGGGAAUGGGCCUGACAUGUGCCUUUUCUGGACUCAUCAACAACUACUAUCCAUAUAUCAUCUCCUUCGCUGAAGAUGAAUCUGGCGAGCUGUACUUCAUGUCCACAGGAACACCGAGCGCCACGGCUCCUUCAGGAGUCAUUUAUAAAGUGGUAGAUCCGUCAAGACGUGCUCCACCAAGACGUUGCCACUACGAACCUCUUCCUGUCAGAGUCAGAAGUAACCUCAUCCAGUUUGUUCCACAGGAAACUUUGAUUGGGGUUGAAUUGCCAGCCGAAAACACGUCUAAAGCCGAACCUACAAGGACCUACGACUGGCUUAUGGACCUCCUGGAUCGUCUCAGUGAAAGAGGACAAGUCCAGACCACCCCUGCUCCGAUUACAACCACGAGAUCACCCCAAAGUCCAAAGAGGAAAGGCCGCGGUCGGAAGGGGAAAGGCAGGUCCAGAAGCAUGUCUGAGCUUCACAAUGGAGCAGUAAGACUGGUCAGGGAUGAAUUCUUGCAUGGAGACCGUGGACGGGUGGAGAUCUUCGUUCACGGGGAAUGGGGUACCGUGUGUGAUGACUUGUGGUCAAUGAAGAAUGCUGAGGUGGUCUGCAAACAGCUGGGAUUCAAGUAUGCCUUAAAAGCAGCCAGGAAUGCUGAAUUUGGAGAAGGAAAGGGACUGCGGAUUCUCCUGGAUGAUGUUCAUUGCAAUGGCACAGAGUUCAACCUGCUGAACUGCACACAUGCUGGAGUGGGGAACCAUAACUGUGCCCACUAUGAAGACGCUGGAGUGAUCUGUGGAAACUCAAAACCCUCUGCAGAAUCCUAGAAGUUGGCAGCAGAAAUAGAAAAAUACUUCAAACUAACCAAACUAAGUGCUAAAAUCUGAAAACCUUGUAACACAACAUACCCUCCAAAGUUCAUUAAAGGGAAGAAAUUCUUAUCAAGUUAUGAGAAAAUGCUUUGAAUUGUCAAAUUGCAGCUUGUUCAGCAGAAUAAAUUCAUAUCAAGUCAUCUUGAGGUUUUAGAUGGAAUAAAAUAUAUGGAUUCAGUUCAUUUUUUCUUUUACUUUAUUGAACGUGCCAAAUUACAAUAAAAUUACAACAAUGCAAAAACAAACAUUCAAAGCAGUGGUUUGAAGUAUAACCUUAUUAAAAGCCAUUCCCAGGGCAUGUUGUGAGGGGAAAGCACAACCCACAUUUGGAGGCCUUGAGAGUCUUCAGUGUGGCCGUCACGGGUUUGAUUCCCUGACCCUACGAUAUUUGCUGCAUGUCUUCCCCCUUCCUGUCACCCUACUAUCACAGAAAGACACAAAAAAAAACCUAGAGGGGAAAAAAAAUCCAGUCCUCCAGCAACAUCACAAAUGAUUUCAUCUUGUUUAAAUUAUACUAGUACAUUUUCAUUCUACUUCCUGAUUCUUGAUUAAUGCAAUACAUCCAGUGAUAUGCUAGUGGCUCUAAUAGUAUUAACUAUAAAAUAUUAAUGUUGAUGCUAACAAAGAUGUAACAACAUAAUACAUCAACACAGUUUCUCAUUUAGUGUAAGCCAUUUUCUUAUACAAAAGUUUGAAUUGUUUAAUGUUUGAACAUAUUUUAUUCCAAAGAGUUUCAUAGUUUCACACCAGAGACUGAAACUUCACGUGGUUCUGAUCUUACAAAACUUUGAAUUUGUAUUUUUCUCAAAUUUUAAAAUCUUUCUUUUGAAAACAAUUUUUACAUGUUUUCUGGUAAUUGUUGAUUUUGUGUUUUAAAUAAGACACACAUUGUAAAUUCAACAAAUCAGUAAGUUUUACUAAUCUAGAAUGUGUAAAUAAUGGAUUUGUGUCAUCCAGGUAGCCGACCAUAUUCAUUCUUAUUGUCCUUUUUUGCAGUUUAAUGAUUGUAAUGAGUUUGCAUUAUUAUUGCCCCAUACUGAAGUUGGGUAAAACAUUCAGUCCAAGACAUUCAUCUCAUAAAUGCACUACGCUGAUAUCCACCUUAAAUCCACUGACUGUACAAACGUGAUCAUUCAUAUCUGGGAUGUUGUCGAUAAGCAGCUCUUGUUUCAAUGUUUUAAAAGUAACUAAAGAGGAAAAACAAGCAACUGCAUCGACCAUGUUGAAAUCAUUUUCUAAUGUUUCAGAUCUUAGAAUAAAAUGCUACUAAAUA